CGCGAAGCGCGACGGGGACGCGCCUCUCCCGGAGCCCGGGAGCGCCGCGGCCUGGGCGCGCGGCUGGGGUGAAGCCCCCGCGGAGCCGCGGCGGGAAUAGCGCCUGGCUCCUUUAAGAGGGGGCGGGGCCACCGGUGACCCCUGGCGGGCCCCGCCCCUUCCUGGUUGCCAUAGCCACCGCGCGCCGGCGUCCCAAAAUGGCGUCGCUGCUGCCGGACAAGCUGUUUGAGGAGCGCGGGCAGGCGCCGGCACCCAGCAAGGACUUCUAUCAGGUGCUCGUCACCCGCAGCCAGGUAAUUUUUAGAUGGUGGAAAAUCUCUCUUAGGAGUGAAUUUCGUGAAUCAAAGCCUGGAGAAAUUAAAGAAUCUCAUGAGGAUUUCUUGGAUGACCCAUCUCUUCAGAUUCAAAUUGCUAUUGUGUUUGGUGCUAAAGUUCUAGAACAUAUCUUUAAUCUGUGCCGAGGUAAUUUUGACUUCCUUGAACGGCUUCCUGAUCCAUUGCUCCUAAAUAUCAUUUCCUUUCUGGGCCUUGAAGAUAUUGCCAGGCUUUCUCAAGUCUCACACAGAUUUGAAACGAUAUGCAACUGUGACACACUGUGGGAAAAAAUUGUGCAGAAUUUGUGCGAUACAAUUACCCCUGAAAUGAAAGCACUGGCACAGGAAGUGGGCUGGAAACGAUUCUUCUUCACUAGCAAACUUCAGCUUCAGCUGCAGAUUCGAAGAAGGAGGCAGAAACAAGAUAAUUCAGAAAACUGAAUGAAUAAAGUUGCAUGUUUUUGAUUGAAAGCAAGCAUGGUAAGAUGUAAAUGUGUUAAAUAUCAAAGAAUAAUCAUUUGCCUUUUUCUUUACUGGAGAACCUAGCUAACUGUAGGAUUAAAACAGUAGACACAUACCUUAAUGGAAACACGACAUAAAACAUAUAACUUUUUAUAGAAUGGACUUUCAUACUAUUGGGAUCCCAGCAACCACUAGCAACAGAAAAGUUUGCAGCUCUUUCUAAACUCUUGACUUUGAGUUAAAAAUUCACAUAUGCAGUGGGUACAUCUACACAAGCUUUACUACAGUUGACUAAUUAGCUCUGCAGUAAAAUGUCAUCAUCUACAUGUGCAGCAAUAUUAGGCUAC
Messenger RNA from Gavialis gangeticus (Gharial), 1123 nucleotides. It is a transcript of the gene FBXO36, whose product is annotated as F-box protein 36. The record is from RefSeq and is a predicted model, not a curated record. Bases 198 to 755 code for a protein of 185 amino acids. Gene Ontology annotation, molecular function: protein binding. Gene Ontology annotation, biological process: SCF-dependent proteasomal ubiquitin-dependent protein catabolic process. Lineage: Eukaryota; Metazoa; Chordata; Crocodylia; Gavialidae. Gene Ontology annotation, cellular component: SCF ubiquitin ligase complex. The transcript is spliced from 4 exons.